UUUUCCCUCCAAUCCAAACAGCCAAAAGUUUUACCGAAUUAUAAAACUUCCCCGGCGAAUGCGUACUCUAAACAUUUGCGUAAGCAUUUUUGUUGAGGUACGUGUGUAGACAAAAGAAGGGGAAAUCAACGUCCUCAAUUCGCCUGAGAGCGGAAACUCAUUGAGCGCACAAACAGGAAGACGAAAAUUCCUUGCGGUGCAGCAUUUACCCACAUUUUAGAUUAUAAGAAGGAAACUUUGUUUAUCCUUGUUCACUGCUCAAAAUGUCUUCUUCAGACUUGUUGGACGUCGCUCCAUUCAAUGGAUUUGGACAAAGUUUUCAUAAGGUUUUGAAUAACAGAACAGAGGGAAAUGUUGUUGCAUCUUCGCUGAGUUGCAUGAUGGCUCUCGGUAUGAUUUACUUUGGAUCGAAAGAUCUCACUCGAAGUGUGAUGUCCAAGGCACUUCAACUGCCUGAAGAUCAGUUUGAGGCUGCAUCUAAAUUUCAAGCAAUGUCUACUGUUUUGGAGGGAAUCAAAGGUGUAGAACUCGCUCUUGGUAACAAAGCUUUUGUCAGUGAAAGCACGAAUAUUCUACCCGAGUACCUAACCGUGCUAAAUCAAUCUUUUAACGCAUCACCAGAAAGUAUAAACUUCUUGAGUAAAAAUUCCUCCUCCAUUGUGAAUGGUUGGGUCAAGAAUGUCACCAGAGGAAAAAUUGUUAAUCUUUUUAAAGAUGACGAUUUUAGUCCAUAUACCAAGCUCGCACUCAUCAACGCAAUCUACUUCAAAGGCCAAUGGAAAUCGCGAUUUGAGCCUGGGAAAACUGUCAAGGCCCCGUUUUACGUACGGCCCGAUUUUUCUGUUCGAGUUCCCAUGAUGUACCAAAAUGGAAGUUUUCUACACGCAGAUUUGAAAGAUUACAAUGCUCAAGUUGUUGUCUUGCCGUAUGAGGGCAAUGAUGUUUCAAUGGUAGUUGUUCUACCAAACGCCAAAGAUGGCUUGAAAGCCCUUGAGCAGAAGCUUGAUCGAUUGGAACUACUGAAAGAUUUGCUUAACAUGACAACUCUGACAAGCGUGGAUUUAUUUUUACCAAAGUUCAAAUUUGAAACCUUCAUCGAUCUGAAACCUCAAUUGCGCACUAUGGGCCUCCGCAAUAUUUUCUCUUGGAGCACAGCUGAUUUCUCAGGUAUUACGAAAUCUGAAAAACUGAGGGUGAGCAAAAUCGUUCAAAAGGCUAUAAUUGAAGUGAACGAGGAAGGCACUGUUGCAUCUGUAGCUACUGGACUAUUGAUGGACGAUCGAUUCGGACAACAAUCAGUGACAUUCCGCUGUGAUCACCCAUUUUUAUUCUUUCUGACAUACAAUGGUUCUUUUAGCUUGUUUGAAGGAAGAGUCGCUAAUCCUAAAAGAAAAUGAUGCUGAUAGAUCUUUAGUAAUUAUUUUAGUAAUAAAUAACCAAGUUUUAUAAAAAAAUCACCAAUUU
Molecule: messenger RNA, 1464 nt
Organism: Cloeon dipterum
Lineage: Eukaryota; Metazoa; Arthropoda; Insecta; Ephemeroptera; Baetidae
Product: serpin B4-like
Exons: 7
Coding region: 264-1397 (377 amino acids)
Molecular function (GO): serine-type endopeptidase inhibitor activity
Source: RefSeq, a predicted model, not a curated record